AUGAAUGAGUUCAUGGCCGUGGACACAAGCGGAGAAUUCAUUCGUCAUCUUUGCAUCGAGGAAGGGCGCGCAAUAUGUGCAGGCGCCACUUCCCGCAACAAAAGACCGACCGAAGGGAGCCCCCACAGCGAAGAUAUGUUGGUUGUCGAAGGAAUGCUUCGUGGGCGACCACAAACUCGUUUCCAUGCUUUGUUCGACGGAUACCAAGGAAGCGAUGUUGCUAAGUGGCUCGCGGAGCAUUUGGCGACCUAUCUGAACGAUAUCAGAGACGUCAAUGCAGAUGAGAUUUCGACGCAAUUCGCGAGAAUGGAUAGAGACUUGAGAGCUGCAGAUGUGUCCGGCGGAUCGUCAGGUCAGUCCUCAGGUGUAGGUCCUUGGUACGGAGGAUUUUCUGUGCCGCUGCGCGUGAGGCGAUUCAAUUUCCCUGACAACUGCGAAUUUGCGAGGCAAGUGCUAAGGCUCAUGCGCUCCUCUGUGCCAGCCUGCUCUACAUGGGAGGGAUCGGGAAGUGGUUCAACUCUUGAAUUGAUCCCAAUCCGGAUACGUGAUAUCUCCCCGUUUUCAUGUCUGUUGUAUUGCUUGUGUUCGCCUGAAGCUCUAUUACUUUUUAUUGAAUAUCAAAAAAACCCAGGUGUGGUCGAGGCAGCCGGGAGGCAAAUAAUCCCGCAGGGCGCGCUAGAGUUUAUCACGGUGGCAGAGGCUGAAGGAGGUCCAUUGCUGUCAUCGGUAAAAUCUGGCAAACGCAUCUAUCCCAUGACGUAUCCUCACACUGCCGAGUCCAAAUUCGAAAGAGCGCGAGUGCAGUCGGCGGGAGGUACAUUCUCUUUGGUUAAUGGCGAGAUGGUGUUAGGGGACGGUAUCCCGGUCACGCGGGCGUUCGGCAGUUACGAAUUCAAGAAAGAAGAAGGCGGGGGGGCACGUCAAAGUGAUGUAAUCAGUGCAGUUCCAGAUGUCAAUGUGUUCUUUGCAUAUCCUGGAGACUCCAUCAUCGCGGGUACUCAAGGCGCAUUCGCUCAUACGAGAACACGUGGGACGCUGCGGAGUCAACUUGAAAGCUACAAAAUCACGCGAGAAACAGUUGUCGACGUAGCAAAGGCAAUGGUGGUGCACGCCAAAGUGAGGAAGGUAGCCAUGAACAUCAGUACCUUCGUGGGAUACCUACCCGAUUACAAACUAAAGACUCGAAUGAUGAAAGAAGGCACUUCAGAUCAGAAAGGCGACGAAUACUUCUCCAUAGACAGGACAACAGAGCUUUCUGCGGCGCUCCGAAAGGGAACUUUUUCUUUCUUGUUGCAUUGCCCUUGA
Messenger RNA from Neospora caninum, 1305 nucleotides. RefSeq lists its product as uncharacterized. Gene Ontology annotation, molecular function: protein serine/threonine phosphatase activity. The transcript has 7 exons. Lineage: Eukaryota; Apicomplexa; Conoidasida; Eucoccidiorida; Sarcocystidae. Gene Ontology annotation, biological process: protein dephosphorylation. The coding region runs from base 1 to 1305 and encodes 434 amino acids. The record is from RefSeq and is a predicted model, not a curated record.